Scylla paramamosain (green mud crab) is the source of this 1942-nucleotide messenger RNA. It is a transcript of the gene Arpc1, whose product is annotated as actin-related protein 2/3 complex subunit 1A-B-like. Gene Ontology annotation, molecular function: actin filament binding. Gene Ontology annotation, biological process: Arp2/3 complex-mediated actin nucleation. The record is from RefSeq and is a predicted model, not a curated record. Gene Ontology annotation, cellular component: actin cytoskeleton; Arp2/3 protein complex. Lineage: Eukaryota; Metazoa; Arthropoda; Malacostraca; Decapoda; Portunidae.
CUCUCUCUCUCUCUCUCUCUCUCUCUCUCUCUCUCUCUCUCUCUCUCUCUCUCUCUCAGUCCCAGUGCUGCAGUGAGAGGAAGGCAUCAUGACAGAGGUGUUUCAGUUCGGCCUCGUGCCCAUCACUUGUCAUGCCUGGAAUAAGGAUCGCUCCCGUGUGGCACUGAGCCUCAACAACAAUGAGGUCAACAUUUAUGAGCGUGCUGGGUCUGAGUGGAGGCUGCAGGAGACCCUUCAGGGCCAUGACCUGCGAGUCACCGGCAUUGACUGGGCCCCAAACACCAACCGCAUUGUGACCUGCGGUGCUGACCGAAAUGCUUAUGUGUGGACUUGUGGAGCGGAUGGGAAAUGGAGCCCAACUCUGGUGCUUCUGCGUAUUAACCGUGCUGCCACCUGUGUCAAGUGGUCUCCCAAUGAGAACAAGUUUGCUGUUGGGUCUGGCGCUCGGCUCAUCUCAGUGUGCUAUUUUGAGCAAGAGAACAACUGGUGGGUGUCCAAGCACAUCAAGAAGCCCAUCCGCUCCACCAUCACCACCCUGGACUGGCACCCCAACAACUACUCCUUGGCUGCUGGAGCUGCAGACUUCAAGGUGCGCAUUUUCUCUGCCUGGAUCAAAGACAUUGAGCCCAAGCCAACACCAACACCCUGGGGAGCAAAGAUGCCUCUGGGCCAGAUGAUGACUGAAUUCUCCAACUCCACUGGUGGAGGUGGAUGGGUGCACAGUGUGAGUUUCUCAGGUGAUGGGAAUCGAGUGUGCUGGGUUGGCCAUGACUCAAGCCUGACUGUGGCUGAUGCAGGGAAGGAGAUGGCUAAGACUCAGCUCAAGACUGAGUAUUUGCCCUUCACUGCUGUCACCUGGGUCUCCCUCAACUCUCUGGUGGCUGUGGGCCAUGGCUGCUGUCCAAUGUUGUACUCUGUUGAUGACAUGGGUAAGCUUACCUUCGUGACCAAGAUGGAUGUAGCUCAGAAAAAAGAGUCUGGCAGUCUCAGCGCCAUGAAGAAGUUCCAGUCACUCGACCGCACUGCUCGCUCGGACCAGUCGGACACCACACUUGCUACCAUCCAUCAGAACACCAUCACAGGAGUUGCCAUCUUCUCAGGUGAUAAGUCCAACUGCAGCUCCAUUUCCACCUGUGGUGCUGACUCUCAACUUGUCAUCUGGAACUUCAAGCUUCUGGAGCAGUCAGUGUCAGAUCUACGCUUGAGUUAAAGCAUUCCUGGCAGUAAGUAAACUGCUAAGUCAAUUGCACAUUGAAAAGUAAAAUUUUGCAAUGAGAAAAUUAUGAAGUGAAAUUUGAUGUAUUUGAUUGAUUACCUUCAUGAUUAGUGAUAUUGCAUAUAUGAUUUUUUGUCUGAUAUUACAUCCUAAAAAUGUGGUGCAUAGGUACAUAUUUUUUCAUAUUGCCAUACUAUUAUUACUAAGAUGUAAUGUUUCUCCAGUAUUCUGCAAACUAAGAUGAAUAAGUGGUUUUUAUUGAAAGAUAGCACAUACAAGAUGUAGAUGAAAUAUAAUACUGAAAUUUUUCUAUCAAAAUCAUUCCUGAGUUUAUGAAAUCAUGAAGAUAUUUUUUGGUGUCAUUCAACACUUGUAUUCUAACUUUUGUAACUCAUCUAAGAUAGAUGAUUACAAUGCAAGAAGAGAGAUGCUAACAAAGAGGUGGUGAGACAAAAUUAGCCACCUAGAGAACAUACUGUAUUGGAGUUUAUAUUGAUGUUUAAAAUGUAAAAGGUUUGCUAGAUUUGCAUUCAUUCUCUUUGUUAUUUUGUCUAUUAUAGAAACAGGCAAAUAAUGUUGAUUGAUAACCCAAAGCACAAUUUAUUUCAAAGGGAUAACAAAGUAAAUGAAGAUUAAAAUUCUUAUAAUUACCAGAGUUAAGGCUGGUCACUUUGUGAAUAACCAGUGUGCUUCAUAUGAAUUCAAUGAAAUAAAUGUAUUGGGAAC